UGAAAAUGCAUACAGAUCGCUCACCACAGCCGGCAAGCAUAUACCUGCAAGAAACAGAGCCAUGGUAUGCAGGCCGAGUGUAUGCUAGGUAUUGGAAGCAUUACAGUCAAGGAAUGCAGUGGCUGUACAGGCAUAAGAGAGCAUACAGAAUGGCUGUGGCAUCUCUCUAUUAUCCUCCCUGGUACCUGGCUGAAAUCCCUCAGGCUGGUCGCUAUGCUGAUUGGGAAGGGGAAUCCUCUCCUCCAAGCACCUACACAGGCUCUCAAAAACAGUCACACAGGCCACGUCCAUGUCUAAAGGUAUCUUCUUCAAAAGACAAGGAAUCUGAUAUGGAGCAGGAAGCUGCUGCAUCAACUGAUUCUGAUGAAGGUGGAAUAGAAUGUGACAUGAGCAACAUGGAGAUCACAGAAGAGCUACGCCAAUAUUUUGCACAAACCGAGAAACACAGGGAGGAACUAAAGAGGCAGCAGCAGCUGGAGGCAGAAAUGCAUGAACAGUAUGUAGAUGCAGGUCAUGACCUCCACAUCCCCACAAAACGAUCCACACAACCUCCUUCUGAGCGGCCCGGAGAAAGGCGCAGAAUAGAGAUGAAGAAACUUUAUGGAGAGGAUGCAGCUAAAAUCCAAGGAAUGGAAACUGCCAUACAGCUCAAUUUUGACAGACGGUGCGAUAAGAAACAGCCCAAGUACUGGCCAAUCAUCCCAUUAAAGUUAUAAUCCUAUAGACUACGAUCAGAACACUUAUGUAAUGUUAUUGUCAGACACUGCAGCUGUAUCAACAUGUGCAUUUAACCAAGUGACUUAUGUUUUCCAUCAGUUACCUCUACAUCAUUAUAGCAAUAGCUAAAUGCACUUAUGAACUGUAUAGUUUCAACAAAUAAAGUAUGAUGGUUUUUUUUAUAUUAUUCCUGCCUGUUCAGGAUUUUAUAUAUAAACCUAGCUUGCAUAUUAUUGAUUUUUCUCACCGUGUAAUAACAAA
This is a messenger RNA of Nanorana parkeri, 978 nucleotides long. RefSeq names its product gem nuclear organelle associated protein 8 (gene GEMIN8). Gene Ontology annotation, cellular component: SMN complex. The coding region runs from base 6 to 716 and encodes 236 amino acids. The record is from RefSeq and is a predicted model, not a curated record. Lineage: Eukaryota; Metazoa; Chordata; Amphibia; Anura; Dicroglossidae. The transcript has 3 exons. Gene Ontology annotation, biological process: spliceosomal snRNP assembly.